Messenger RNA from Paramecium pentaurelia, 1629 nucleotides. Lineage: Eukaryota; Ciliophora; Oligohymenophorea; Peniculida; Parameciidae. The record is from the annotation of a GenBank genome assembly.
AUGAUCAAAUUAGAGGAAAAGGCUUCCAAAAUUUUAUGCUCUCAACAUUAGAAAAGCAUUCAAUAUAUAACUUUAAGCAAAUCCUCUAACAAUAGGUUACUCUGUUAAAAAUGUCCUUAAAAUAACAGGAUUGCAAUCAAUAAAGCCUCAGAAUUAUUAAUGGAUAUAAAUUAAGAUCAUCCAUUAAAUUAUCAUAUAAAAGAACUACAAAAGUAAUAUGAAAGUUUAAGAAAGGAAAUUAAAUUAAAAGUAGAUGAAUUACUUGAUGAAACUGAAGAUUGUCUUAAUAGUUUGAUAAAUCAUAAAUUAAGUGAUAAAUAAAUUUAACAUUAUCUAUAUGAUGAUAAAUUAAAUGAAUAAGAUUUUGAGAAACUAUAAGAGAUAUUAUGCAAGUAUUAUGAUUUUGAAUAAGACAAUUAAAUUGUUGCUAAAAUUCCCUCUAAUGAUAUGCAUAAUGUUUACUAAGUUUAAUAAAAGUGUUAGAAAAUAGCUUCAAUUAUUAAGGCUUUUUAUAAAUCUUAAUAUCACUCAAGACUAGGGACAUAACAAAGUCAAGAGAAUUUACUUAGUUAAAUGCCUUUAAAAAAAAAUACUAAAGCAGAAAAACCAUCAGAAUAAGAUAAACAUGAAGAGGAAAAGAGUAAAGGGUUAUAUACAAUAAAAGAAGAAAUAAUAACAAAUUCUGUGUGUCAUUGUAUUGAUUUAAAUAAAACUGCAACAUUAAUAGUUUGUGGUUUGUAAGGAAAUAACAAUGAAGAUAAUCUUGUUUUACUUCAAAAAAAAGAAGAAGGAUUUAAGGAAUUUUAGACUCUAGUAGGACAUGUAGGUUCAAUAAAUGCAGUUUGUUUUGGGAAAAUUAAUAAUAGUAUAUUUUCAGCAGGAGAUGAUAAAACUAUUAGGAUUUGGAAUGAAUAUUUAUAAAGUAAAGAAAAUAAGUUGUAUAAUUGUAAAUAAAUUAUAAAUGAAGCUCAUAAUAUGGAAAUUCAUUGUUUAUGCUUAAAUUAAUUAAAUAAUUUAUUGGCCUCUGGUUGUCAAGAAGGAAAUAUCAAAAUAUGGAUUGAGGUUGAUGAGAAAUGGAUUAAUUCUUAAGUGUUAAUUCAACAUAGUUAAUGGGUAAAAUCAUUAAGUUUUAAUUAUGAUUCAACUUUUUUAGUAUCAGGAAGUGGGGAUAAAUUAAUAUGUGUUUGGAAUUUAAAUGAAGAUUGGGAACAUUUUUAAACUAUAACAGAACAUACAAAUUUAGUGAAUUGUGUAAAUUUUGCAUAAGGUGAAAAUAUUUUUGUUAGUGGAUCUGAAGAUUAAACAAUCAAAAUUUGGAAUCAACAAAAUGAGCCAAACGGAAAAUUUAUAUGUAUAUAAUAACUUGAAGGAGGAUAUUAUAUUAGAUCUGUUUGUUUUAAUUAUAAUUCUUUACUUUUAGUAUCUGGAUCAUAUAGUAAUAUUAAGGUUUGGGUUAAGAAUCAUGCAGGAGUAUUUGUAUUAAAUUAAUAAAAAUAUUUUGAUUCACGAUAAGUCUUGCUUUCAGAAGAUUCCAAAGACUUAUUUUCUGUAAAUAGAUUCAGUUUGAAUAUUAGAAUGUUUAGAAUAAAAGAAAAAAAUAAAAAAAAUAAUGCCAAACUCACAUUCUGA